AGGUGGACAUGAGCAAAGUAAAUUUGGAGGUUAUAAAGCCUUGGAUAACAAAGCGAGUAACAGAAAUCCUUGGGUUUGAAGAUGAUGUUGUGAUUGAGUUUAUUUUCAACCAGCUGGAAGUGAAGGCCUGAACCAAAAUGGAAGUUAUUCCUUGCGUCUGAAGUAUAGCACCAUCACCUUAUUAGGUCACAGCAGAGUGAGUGUCCCAAUGUCGCUCUGACCCAACUCCCUUGAUGAUGCAGUGUGUGUUUGGAGAUAAAUGAUAUAACAUUAAACUCAAGGUGGUUGAGUUGCAGUAGGGAGUCGGAAGCAAGCCAAGGGAACAUCUUUCUCUACAGGGGACUUGGCGAUUCCAAACCCCCAAGGUUCAAGAAGAAACUGAAGACACCUGGAAUCUGUACUUGCUUUGUGCUAUUGAGCUGUGCUUGUUAUACAGACCUUGUUGCUUGACCAAGAGAGUUAGAAUUUAAAAAGCUAAUUAUUUUUGAGAAAUCUUGACCUCUUAGCCCUUUGUGGACAGUGAGAAUUUGAGGCAUUGUUAUAAUAGGUUUUCCUUAUGUAGAAGUUGGGCUUUUAGCUUAGUCUUCAGAAGUUACAGAAUGCAUGCAUAACUUGUUAGUUUUCAUAAAUGGACAAUAAAUAUUUUAUAGAAAGCUAUUUACAGUGUUAGAGAAGUCAACAGUUUAUGUACUUUUUACAUUUCUCAUUGGGGGAAAAUUUCCAGGCAAGCAAACACUUUUCUUGUUAGUAAAUACAAGAAUUUGUGGAUAGUUCAUGAUGGUUAUUAAAGUUAAUAAAUGUAAGACCCACUAACAGCCACACAGUCUAAAAAUACUUAAGAAAUCCACAAAGGAUUAACAGGCUGCUCUGAUGCUUUUGGUAGCGUGAGAGAGAAUUUGGUAAUCUGUUAAGAGAUACAGUGCUGAGAAGCCACUGGGGAAAACUAUUUUUAAGAUAGUAAAGAUAAUGUAUGUAUCUAAGCCCCUAUGGUAGACUUAAAAAAAUACUAAUUUAAAUGAGUUUUAGGUUAGUUGGUGGGUUUGUUUUGAAGUAACCAGUUUUUCUUCUUGUCAUGUCUCUUUGCAGAAUCCAGACUCCAAAAUGAUGCAAAUCAACUUGACUGGGUUUUUGAAUGGAAAAAAUGCUAGAGAAUUUAUGGGAGAACUGUGGCCCCUGCUGCUAAGUGCACAAGAAAACAUCGCGGGAAUCCCUUCUGCUUUCCUAGAACUGAAGAAAGAAGAAAUAAAACAGAGACAGGCUGGUCUCGAACUCCUGCACUCAAGCAAUCCACGCGCCUCGGCCUCUCAGAGUACUAGGAUUACAGGGAUUGAACAAGAAAAAUUAGCAUCUAUGAAAAAGCAAGAUGAAGACAAAGAUAAGAGGGAUAAAGAAGAAAAAGAAAGCAGCAGAGAAAAAAGGGAGAGAUCUCGAAGCCCAAGAAGACGCAAAUCCAGAUCUCCUUCCCCUAGAAGACGAUCUUCCCCUGUCAGGAGAGAGAGAAAGCGCAGUCAUUCUCGAUCUCCCCGUCACAGAACCAAGAGCCGGAGUCCUUCCCCUGCUCCAGAAAAGAAGGAAAAAACUCCAGAGCUCCCAGAACCUUCAGUACAAGAGGCCACUUCUACUAGUGACAUCCUGAAAGUUCCCAAGCCUGAACCUAUACCAGAGCCUAAAGAACCUUCUCCCGAAAAAAAUUCCAAAAAAGAGAAGGAAAAGGAGAAGACUCGUCCAAGAUCUCGGUCACGUUCCAAAUCAAGAUCUCGGACAAGGUCUCGCUCUCCUUCUCAUACUCGACCUAGACGGCGCCAUAGAUCGCGAUCAAGAUCUUACUCACCUAGAAGGCGGCCAAGCCCAAGAAGACGCCCAUCUCCUCGAAGAAGAACUCCACCUAGGCGAAUGCCUCCUCCACCAAGGCAUAGAAGGAGUAGAUCUCCAGUGAGACGAAGAAGGCGUUCAUCAGCAUCUUUAUCUGGGAGUAGCUCAUCAUCCUCUUCAUCUCGUUCACGGUCACCGCCAAAGAAGCCACCCAAGAGGACAUCCAGCCCACCUCGAAAAACUCGUAGGUUAUCUCCUUCAGCAAGUCCUCCAAGGCGAAGGCAUAGGCCAUCACCUCCUGCAACUCCACCACCAAAAACUCGGCAUUCCCCAACACCCCAGCAAUCAAAUCGUACAAGAAAAAGUCGUGUUUCUGUGUCUCCGGGGAGAACUUCAGGUAAAGUGACAAAACAUAAAGGUACUGAGAAAAGAGAGUCCCCUUCACCAGCUCCGAAGCCUAGAAAAGUAGAGUUAUCUGAAUCAGAAGAAGAUAAAGGUGGCAAAAUGGCUGCAGCAGAUUCUGUGCAGCAGAGACGCCAGUACAGACGACAGAACCAGCAGUCUUCAUCUGAUUCUGGCUCCUCCUCCUCCUCAGAAGAUGAAAGACCCAAGAGAUCCCAUGUGAAAAAUGGUGAGGUAGGCAGGCGGCGGAGACAUUCCCCUUCCCGGAGUGCGUCUCCGUCUCCAAGAAAGCGCCAAAAAGAGACUUCUCCUCGGAUGCAGAUGGGAAAGCGAUGGCAAUCGCCAGUGACUAAAAGUGGUAGACGGAGGAGAAGUCCCUCCCCACCACCUACUAGAAGGCGACGUUCACCUUCUCCUGCCCCUCCUCCUCGAAGACGCAGAUCUCCUACACCACCACCACGACGAAGGACUCCUUCUCCUCCCCCACGUCGGCGCUCACCUUCUCCUAGAAGAUACUCUCCUCCAAUACAAAGGAGAUACUCUCCUUCUCCACCUCCAAAGAGAAGAACAGCUUCUCCUCCUCCCCCUCCUAAACGAAGGGCAUCACCAUCUCCACCACCAAAGCGUCGGGUCUCUCACUCUCCACCUCCCAAACAAAGAAGUUCCCCAGUCACCAAGAGACGAUCACCUUCAUUAUCAUCAAAGCAUAGGAAAGGAUCUUCUCCAAGCCGCUCUACCCGGGAGGCCCGGUCACCACAACCAAACAAACGGCAUUCGCCUUCACCGCGGCCUCGAGCUCCUCAGACCUCCUCAAGUCCUCUACCUGUUCGAAGAGGAGCAUCACCAUCACCCCAAAGAAGGCAGUCCCCAUCUCCAAGUACUAGGCCCAUUAGGAGAGUCUCCAGGACUCCGGAACCUAAAAAGACAAAAAAGGCUGCCUCACCAAGCCCACAGUCCGUAAGGAGGGUCUCAUCCUCCCGGUCUAUCUCCAGAUCUCCUGAGCCAGCAGUUAAAAAGCCCCCAGCACCUCCAUCCCCUGUCCAGUCUCAGUCACCUUCUACAAACUGGUCACCAGCUGUACCGAUCAAAAAGGCUAAAAGCCCGUCGCCAAGCCCAUCACCGGCAAGAAAUUCAGAUCAAGAAGGAGGUGGGAAGAAAAAGAAGAAAAAGAAGGACAAGAAACACAAAAAGGAUAAAAAGCACAAGAAGCACAAAAAACACAAGAAGGAAAAGGCUAUGGCUGCAGCUGCUACAGCUCCCGUAACCUCUGCAGCCAUUGCUGCUGCCACAACCACAUCAGCACCAGAAGAACCAGAGACAGCGCCAGAGCCUAAGAAGGAGACUGAAAGUGAAGCUGAAGAUAACCUCGAUGACUUAGAAAAGCACCUGCGUGAAAAGGCCCUGAGAUCAAUGCGGAAGGCUCAAGUGUCCCCACAGUCUUAGGUGGAAAUGUUUGUUAUGAUGUAAAUUUUAUUUGGUUUGUACGCAAUUCAAUUUCAAAAUUGCUAAAAUGUGUUUGAGCUUUAGACUAUAACAUUUGUUGUAAUAAUUGCUAGGUUGAAGUUCACCAUGUUAAAAAAAAAAAAAAAGGGCAUGGAUUUACAUUGCAAAAGGUGUCCACAGUGUAUUAGUGACAUUCUUUCAUUGACAGCUGACAUAAAUUCAUUUGGAGGGAAAUAUUUUAAGCCAAAAAAAAAAAAUUCCCUUUUUAAAAAAGGGAGUUUAAAUAUUGUUGGCAUUCUUAUGGUUUUUUUAAAUGCCCCUGGCUAUUCAGAGGGUUUUUUCCUUUUUUUCUUUUUCUUAACUUUUUCUCCUUUGAGUCUUAGAACCCGUUUUAAGUUAUGCUUCUAACCUUGUAUGGUUUGUAAGCUUGCCCAAAAAUAAGACCACUCUUGAAUUUACCACAAAAGUAUAAAUGAGUAUUUUAAUGCCACAUCUUUCCUGUUGCCUGUGGAGUCUCUGCUGAAGUGAAUCAGGAUUUGAGCUCGAAGAUGAGACAAAACGAAAGUAUGUUGUUUGCCAGGACACUGUGGGUUUAUAUUGAUGUAUAACAAGUUGAUUUGGAACACUGGAAUUUCAUUCUAUUCUGUUCUUCUGUUUUUGUUUUCUUUUUUUGUUUUAUAAAGGCGAUUAGUCCCAGGGAGGAUCCUUCAGUUACAUAAAAUUUGUUUUAUGCAAUGUCAUGGCUCCAUUCUUAUUUUUGUCUUGUUCUUCCAAUUGGUAUAUACAACUUUGAGAGCUCUUGUAUUUGGAAGGCUGGAAAGGCCCAUACUUUUGAAAUAGUGUCUUGGUUUCACUGUUUUUGUUUUGUUUUUUUUUUUAACUAAAGCUAUAUAAAGCUUGUGGAUUAAACAGAAUAAAUUUCUAAAUUUAAAAA
Molecule: messenger RNA, 4591 nt
Organism: Nycticebus coucang (slow loris)
Lineage: Eukaryota; Metazoa; Chordata; Mammalia; Primates; Lorisidae
Gene: SRRM1
Product: serine and arginine repetitive matrix 1
Exons: 18
Coding region: 1102-3657 (851 amino acids)
Biological process (GO): mRNA processing; regulation of mRNA splicing, via spliceosome
Cellular component (GO): spliceosomal complex
Molecular function (GO): RNA binding
Source: RefSeq, a predicted model, not a curated record